Pseudophryne corroboree (corroboree frog) is the source of this 2928-nucleotide messenger RNA. It is a transcript of the gene CCDC120, whose product is annotated as coiled-coil domain containing 120. The record is from RefSeq and is a predicted model, not a curated record. Bases 176 to 2008 code for a protein of 610 amino acids. Lineage: Eukaryota; Metazoa; Chordata; Amphibia; Anura; Myobatrachidae. The transcript is spliced from 11 exons.
GAUUGCACAACUACAGUCUGGGUAAAGAGAAGGGGGAGAGCCAGCAUUGCUGAUGUCAGCUUGUUCUGGAGACUGGAGAGGGGGCAGGUACGGGGAAGUGCUGAGAAGUGAAUGGCUGUUUGCCGAAUCACACACGACGGCUUCCUACAGCACUGACUGAAGCUGGACCAUCAAUAUGGAGGUGAAAAGUCCCUGCGGUAUCACUACAGCAGGCGGUGCCCUGUUUGAUGCCAGCUCCAAGCAGAGGGCUCAACUGAUCUCCGAGCUGGCCGAGAAACAGCGAGAUCUGCAGGAGUCUCUGCGACAGAAAGUGAAUGAGCUGCGGAGGCUGUGCCUGCAGGAAGCCGAGCUGACGGGACAGGUGCCCCCUGAGUACCCUCUGGAGUAUGGGGAGAGGCCCCCGAACGUCGCAAGGAGACAGAGGGCGUUUAGAAUGAGCGCUGCGGCUGUGAGCAGAGCAGAGGAAGUGCAGCUGGAGCGGCUGGAGAGGGACUUCGCUCUGCAGCUGCAGAUGGCGGAGGCAGCCCGGAAGCUGAGUGUGGCAGCGGAGCAGAGUGCGGAGCUGACUGUGGAGCAGCGCAGGAAGCGGAGGCUCGUUUAUCUGGAUGCUCUGCGCAGGCUUCAGGAGUUAGAGGAGCAAAGUAACAACCUGCGCAGGAAACUGGGUCUGAGACCCACACACAGAGUCCCCCACAGCCUGCUGGAUGAAGCUUACCAGUCGGAGUGCAGCUCAUUAUCAGAGAGCGCUAGUUAUGAUGACGUUCUGGCUUCCAGUAUAAGACCAGCCCAGGGUCGGAUCGGUGAACACUCCCGUGCUAUCUCCAGCAGUCCGGAGAGGAGGGUUGGCUGGAAGGCUUCACCUAUGGAGAUGUACUGUGAGAUUCGCAACCGGAGAAAUUCCAUGGCCAGCGCGGCAAGUCCUACUCGUUCCUUUCCCCGGAGUCUGUCCAGCCUAGAAGGUCGGAGUGUCCCCGCCACGCCCAUACUGAGUCGCAAUGCCUGCAGCAGCUCUGCUCUGAGGUCGGAAGGUUCAGGGUUAUCUCAGAAACAAUGGUCUGGAAGUCAGGACUCUCAGGUGGGCUUCCCCAGUGACCGCACAAUUGUCCAGACCUCGCGGAACAGGCGCAGUAACAGUUCGGAGGCUCUCAUUGAAAGACCUCCUCCCACAGAGACCCAGGGAAAACCUUCCUUCAAAAGUUCCGAAGCUCUGAGCGAGUGGCCCCAGCCAGGAGGGGCGCCAUCACACCACCAACAGAGGGGGGCAAGAUCUCCCGAUCCCAGGACCCCCAGUGGCAACUCUCGACUUCCUUAUGAAGAGAUAUUACUGGAUUACUAUAUGGAGCGCCAGCAACAACAGCAGACACGAGGGUGGGUGGAACCUGAAGGCCACUGGUGGGUGGAACCUGAAGCUCCUUGGUGGGCAGAGCCUGAUGGCAGCAGCCAUUACUCACGAAGAGAUGGCUAUUACGAUGGGUACCCGGGAAGUCCGGCCCUCCGGAGCCGCGCAGAGACCCAGCAGCGCAGGACUGUUGCCCGCAAUAAGUCAUGUGGCCCCCAGUUGACGGACGGUACCCAGUUUCAGCAGCCUUGGCAUUCCGAUGGCUUCCAACAGCGCCCGUCUCCACAGGGCUCCCACCCAGGUCCGCGCUCUAGGAGUCAGCCUCGGGCUCCCCCACCUGAGACAAUGGAGAGGAAUGUGCACAAAGCUUUGGCGCUGGAAGGACUCCGGGACUGGUACCUGCGCAAUUCCGCUGCACCUGCGGGGGUGCAAAGGGGCCCUAUUCCCUCCCACAUGCAGUAUCCGCGAUAUUAUAGCACUGGGUAUCAUGAUGGGCACUACCAGGCCGGAUCCCCUCUUCCGCAUUCUGUCAGUUUUACUGGGGCCCCUCUGCAUGCCAGACACUUCUCAGAAUACCUAGACGAGGAGCAGUAUAGCCAGGCGGGCAUGGCGAACCGGCCGCAGGGUGAGCAGUCCAAUGAGGGCACUCCGCCUGGCACAUUAGUCUGACACUGGAGGAGGACCCAACACUUCGGAACCCCCACUUCACAGCACCAAAUGAAGACGGAUCUUCCAGCAGGAAAAACCCGGGCAUCCGCACCUGAUGGGAUCUUCAGCAAUAAGACGAUCUGUGCGGGGGGGGGGGUUGGAAAAGGAGGACAGGAAUAAGAUACCGGUCAAUGGGCUGUGACUGCUGUUAUUGCCUCUUCAGUCCAUAAGUGCAAUAAGUACCCACCCUUUGUUUGCCCAAACUGGGCAGAACGAUGGGCCGGUCUGCUGCAAGGGCAUUCUUGCUUCCUCCCUAAUGCCAAGUAACCUCCCUGGUGGGGGUGUGUUGUAUAAAUAAUGUUUGUAUGUUUAGAUGAGUUGUGUGUUCUAUUAGUUCGUACACUGGCGUGUCUCCUGCAGCGUUUAGGGGGUUAAAGCGAGAAAAAUGCUAUUUACGAUGUACAGAUACUAAUGCUGCCUAGCCGAGUCUCCGUCUCCCCCCCUCGCUCUCUGUACUUGUCUGACGGGCGAGUCCUGGCCUUCAGGAAACUGACCUUUUAUAUAUGUCACCGCUGGUGGAAUCCUUACCAAGAUCCCUUUUGCCAAACCCGAUGACUCAAUUGAAUGGAAACUGCUCUGCAGCGGUCUUGGAGCCUCUCUCUCUACAAAGCACUGUAUAUUUUGAUAUCCUGUAUUCACACUGAAUGUUUGUAAGUAGGGACCACUGGAGACGGGACUUUAAAGCGGUCGCUGGAGAUUGGGAGGUCAAGCUGGACUUGCCUGCUUUCCGUUGGUUGGGACGAUCUUCGUAGAAGCAACCGACUUUGUAAUCUCUCUUGUGAUUCGUUAAUAUUGUUACUAACGCUAAUCGUGACUGGAUAACACUGUGCAAUAUGUACAAACUCAAAUUUUAUUGGGGGGGGGGGAGGGGCUUUCAUUUG